AUGUCGUCACUGUCUUCUCACUCUUCUCUCAAGCAACGUCAUCUAAGCCAUUUGAACUCACAGCUAGCUCAAUUACAUGCGAAUCUUUCUGACUUCAAUGAGCUUAUUUCCAUCACUGCUGCACAAGUUAAGCAUAUAGAAAAGUUGGGAAUAAUGCAUGGAGCACUUUUCAUGGCAAGUCAUGUUGUCUUUGAAAAUGAUGCAAUUAACGCGUCCAACAAGAAUGAGUAG
[Candida] anglica is the source of this 231-nucleotide messenger RNA. Lineage: Eukaryota; Fungi; Ascomycota; Pichiomycetes; Serinales; Debaryomycetaceae. The record is from the annotation of a GenBank genome assembly.